Molecule: messenger RNA, 3256 nt
Organism: Solanum dulcamara
Lineage: Eukaryota; Viridiplantae; Streptophyta; Magnoliopsida; Solanales; Solanaceae
Exons: 10
Coding region: 44-3256 (1070 amino acids)
Biological process (GO): proteolysis
Molecular function (GO): cysteine-type peptidase activity
Source: RefSeq, a predicted model, not a curated record
UUACGACGAAGUUAGAUCAAAACAUCGUAACGAUCCAGCAGUGAUGAAUAAGCUACGAGAGAAUUUGAAGUCAAAAGCUACAGUUAAACAUGCACCCAAUGAAAUAGUCAAAAAAAUUGAAGGGGUUACAACACGCCCUAAUCUCCCAAAGGGAAUGAAAUACGUCAUCAAGAAGAUCCCGUCACACCCAUUGAGAUUCGGAACGGCAUAUAGGGCUAAUUUUCUUGAUGAUUUUGAAUCAUCAAUAGGUGAAGAAGGUAUAAAGUUAUUUAGGCAAUCUAUAUUUGGUCACUACUUAGAUAUGCCAAACUGCAACUUUCAAGGGCAAAUCAUCAAAUGCCUCUUACUUCUUGAGGUAGACCAAAAAAACAAAGAAGAACUGCACAUUCGUCAUGUGCAGGGUAAUAUACUGCGAUUUACAAUAAAUGAUUUUGCUAUCAUUACUGGUUUGCGAUGCACCGGUAAUAUGAAUGACUUCAAGUAUUCUGAUGAUCAAGCAAGUAGAUUAUUGUCUUUAUAUUUUCCUGGUGCCAAAAAUGGGGUCAACAAAGCUCGUUUCGUUGAGCGUUUUCUGGUUGGAGGAUGGAAAACAAACGAAGAUGCCGUUCAGAUGGCCAUUCUCUAUUUCAUCCAUACUUUUGUUUUUUCUCAACUAGGUGAUGCACCUAUAUCAGUUGAUGAUUUCAAGAUGGUAGAAGAUGGUAGUUAUGAGCAAUAUCCAUGGGGGAAAUUAGCAUAUUCAAAAUUGAUAAAAGGAAUGCGUCAGGAGUUUUCAAAUGCCAAACAAAUGUAUCGUCUAGGCGGCAUGCCAUACGCUCUGAAUGUUUGGAUAUAUGAAUGUGCAUCUCAAGUUCCCUCUGAAAUUGCUGUAAGAGUGGGUAAUAAAAUUCCCAGAAUUCUUAACUGGCGUGUUGUCGCCGUGAAGCCAAAAUUUGAGACAUUCAUGUCUACCAUCUUCAGUGAGUAUCCAUGCUCCAACAUUGUCCAAUCUCAACAUGAAAUGAAAUCUAUUGUCGUUCAUGACAGCCAACAGAAACCUGAAGAUUCAACAUCGGCUGCCAAGGUCAAUUUCAGAAAACCUCAUGAAGUCACUGGAUUUGAGGACUUCUCAACAACACCACCCACUGAAUUUUUAAAGAGAUCCAGGGAUGUCGCUGAGACAUCUUCUCCACCUCCUUCCAAGAGAAUGAAGACUUCCCCUGCUAAAAAGCCAAUUCAAGUAGAAACAGCCAACAUGCACAAGGAUUUCAUACCACCAAAUGAAUCAGAAAAUCUUGUUUCUCCUGACAAUGAACCGGGGGCAAAGUCACCAAAGGAAUCAGAAAAGCCUGUUUCUCCUGACAAUGUACCAGGGGCGAAGUCAGCUUUAGGAGGUGAAUCUUCCGGUCAUUCGGAUCGAAUUAUUCAUAUGCAAUUCAAAGUUGACCGGAAGUUCAAGCGUUUGGAGAACAAAAUGGAUUCAAAUCACAUUGAUCUUUUGAAAGCCAUCGACAGUAUGGCGAACCGAAUGACUGGCACAUCAUCUCAAGUUAAAAAAGAUGAUUUUGAUCAAUCAUUCCAUGUGGUUGAACAACAAGAAGCACCUACUGGAUUGGAGGGACCUGAACCAUCCACCAUGAUAAAUCAGGUGGACAACAUAUCGGAACAAAGCAUUUUAGCAGAUGUUCCUGAAUUAUUUGAUCAGCAAGUUUAUUCUGAUACAUUAAAGGAAGAUGAACCAUCCGUCAAGGAUGUAUCAGCACACCAAAUGGAACCACAAAGAGCAGAUACUGAUCAGCUUAUUGCUGAUUCUGAUACAUUACAGAACACUGUAAAGAAAGAUGGAAGAGUAGCUGAUGAUAAAUCUGCCAAAGUAGAAGAGCAAGUCGAGGAGAUUGAAAAAGAAAAAAUCAAACCAAGCACAUCAGAAUCCAAUACUUCAGCACCAUUUUCGUCAGAAACUCUGGAUGUGAUAGAUGCUCUAAUAUACGGACUUCCAUUACCAGCCAUGCCAUUGACAGCUGUUAGUCAUGAGCAAGUUCAGGAUGAAUGUCUAUUACGCGAUAGCCAGCUACCAACCACUCUUCCAUCAAAAGCUAAUGUAUUGUCUGACGAUGCGAAGACACCAUCUCGAAGAAGCAGGAUUCCUUCGAAGAUCUUACAGUCGCCGUAUCUUUCAAACUUUGGGUCGAGUGAAAAGGGAAAGGAAAAUUUGUCAGAUGUUACGCAUCAGACACACCCUUUUGAAGGUUUUGGUAUAUGCUAUCAACCCCCUUCCGAGCUUGUCACAGAAUACUCUGAAUGGAUAGAUAAAGGACUUCUAAAAUCACAUGGCAACAAGAAUUCGAAGGAGGAUCAUUACAGAUCUAAGUGCUCUUCAUUCGGCUUUGAAAGAAUGGACUUUGUUGUGGCAUUUCCUAAAGAUAAGAACUGGUUCUACCUAAUGUCACAGCCGGACAGAUGCUGGAACGAUGAGCACAUCGAUGUAAUAUUUUACUACCUUUGGAAGAAAUCGAAGAUGCAGUUGAGCAAUCAUUAUCGAUACACAACGACAAAUUGCAUUUUCAAAAAUUACAUCGAAUAUGCACACACACGCUACUAUCACCUUCCACCUAACAUUUCUACACAAGAAGAUAUGGCAAGGUCCACUGUUACAGCUCAUCAAGAGAGAUCCGUGAAGAACAUAAUAAGAGGUUUCUCAAUACCAGCCGGUUUGCCCUGGCAUUUGGUAGAUGAGGUAUACAUUCCAGUAAACUGCGACAUGGAUUUUCAUUGGGUUCUUGCGGUAGUUGUGUUGAAAGAGAGGUUGAUACGUGUGUAUGAUUCAUCGCCUAGACGAAGAAGUAGCAACCCUUUCCAAGAGAUCCAAAAGAUAGCAGCAAUGCUACCAACAUACCUGCAAGACAGUGGUUUCUUUGACAACAACGAACGUACUGAUUGGUCGUCUCUUGAUUCAUACAAGGACAAAUCAACCGGUAAUAUGCUUGAACCACAUCACCCAUUAGCAGUUGAGUAUGUUGAAGGAAUUGCGCAACAGGGAAGUGGCAGCUUGGAUUGUGGAGUUUUCCUGGCCAUGUUUGCUGAAUAUCUUAGUGAUGGAAUUUUUAUUCCAAGUACCGGACUAAACGCUGAAUUCUUCCGUUCAAGAUAUGCCGCACUCUUAUGGAGAUAUGGUUGUCAGAAGGCCAUGGAUGGUUAUGUUAGCGAUAACGACGAUCCAAAAAAACCAAGGAGAGACAUAUCUCCAAACCAAGGAGAACUGAUUGAUAUUCAAUAA